AUGGGUAAAGUAAAAUCUAAAAAGAGACAUCGCUCGUCAUCUGAAUCAUCAAGUUCUACUUCGAGUAGUUCCGAUUCAGAUCGUGAGAGUAGAAAGAAACUACGCAAAUUGAAAAAGAAAUUGAAAGAAGCUCAAAAGAAAACCAAGAAGAUUUUAAAGAAAAAACUGAAAGAAGAGAAAAAAAAACUUAAAAAGAAAUCGCGUGAGGACCGAAGUCGAAGUCAUGAUGAAAAACCAAAAGAUGAAGGACCAUCAUCAGAUAUUCCUUUAGAAUUAAUGGAGAAGUCUAAAGCAAUGGCUCCUAUGACCAAGGAAGAAUGGGAAAAACGCCAAAGUGUGAUUCGUAGGGUCCAAGAUGAAGAAACUGGCAGAUACAGAUUAAUAAAAGGAGAUGGAGAAGUUUUAGAAGAAAUAGUGUCACACGAUAGGCAUAAACAGAUAAAUCGACAAGCGACUAUGGCUGAUGGAGAUUUCUUUCAAUCACAAACUGUUGAAAAACAAAGGAUCAAA
This is a messenger RNA of Brenthis ino (lesser marbled fritillary), 510 nucleotides long. Lineage: Eukaryota; Metazoa; Arthropoda; Insecta; Lepidoptera; Nymphalidae. The record is from the annotation of a GenBank genome assembly.